AUGCCUGGACAACCACUUUCAAACAAAUCGUCCGAGAACCACUCCAAGGACUACUUCUCUCUCUUGGGGGGCCAUCAGCAUCCCUCCGCCAGGCAGUCUGGCUCACGUGCUUCUAUAGGAUUCCUAAUCAACGGAUCCAUCCAGCCUUACAACAACGAGCCGAGGAGCGAUCCAUCGCCUGUCAUGGUCAGUCAGAAUGACAGACAGACUACCAUGCACAUUCCUAGCCGCCCCUCCUCCCAGCUGCCGGAUCGCUCAAUUGCUAGACUUGCCGGUCUCAACGGGGUCAAUCAGAUCGAUUCUGCUUCGCAGCCCAAGAGUUGUUCGACUCGUCUAACCUCGUCUGGGAAGUUCCCUCCUAUAAACACGCACCGGGCCACCAUGUCUUUUUCCUCGUUGGCGGAAUCCAACGAUGAAAAUAUGUGGGACCGGGGACAUCGCCGUGAGCAUAGUCAUUCGACCUAUGUCACCAGUGUCUUGUCACGAAGAGGGUCUGGAAGUCAAGACCAUGAAAAUGCUCCAGUCGGCCACAGCCAUCAAGAAGGGCUUGUCCAUGCUCCCAGUCAUGAACUUCCUGGGCUUUAUCCUGACCGCAACACUGGCCGCCUUCGACUGACAGAAGUCGAGGAACAGUUUCGUGGGCUGCAAAUAAAAAGUCCAGCAGAUCCAUCGAGCAAUUGUCGGCGUUUCGUAAUACCAAAUCCUGGCUUUCCCGGCUCGAACAAGACUUCCUCUCUGAGGCCACUUGCGGUGGAUUUCAUCCCGAUGAGCCGUCCUCCAGCCAUGAAGCUCGCGCAAGGAUCGUCUUCGGCCAGCCACUUCCAGCCCCCUGCUGAGAUGAAUCGCCCGACCUUCUACAACUCGACCAACUACAAGGGCAAUCCAAGGCUGCCAGGUAACCAGUCGGCAGACAUCCCGGAAGCAAAGUCUUGUGCUCUGUGGAUUACAAAUCUCAAUCUGCAGCCCGAGCUUGAAUACAAGCAGCUUCUCAGUGCCAUUCACGAUUGCGGCAAAGUUUAUGCCUGCUACGUAAAUCCUCCCGAUCCCCAGUCAGGCCAUUCCAGCUAUGCCGCAAAGCUGGUCUUCUUCGAUGCGCGCGGUGCCAGGGAGCUCCACUCCCGCGCAGCCAGGGGCGAGUUCGUGGUCAACGAAUAUGUUCCCGUGGUCCGUUACAACCGCAUCCGCACCGCAAGCCAGCCUCAAGGUCCGGAGUGCCGUGUGCUUCACAUCGAGGGUCCAUCCGAUAUCAUCUCGCAAAAGGAUCUGGACUGGCUCUUUACGGGAAAUUUUCAAUUCGAGGUUGAGAACGUCAGAGUCUUGAACGAGGAGCAUGGCCGCCGACGACUGGAGUGGCGCUUUGGUUCCUACCGCUGUCAGGCCGCAUCGGCCAAGAAGCUUAUUGAGGAGCGCCGUCGUUCAGCGCGAUUGGACCCGGAGUCGCCUCUGGGCAACUGGGCACAGGUCUAUGUGUACUACGGCGUCGAUCCUUGCGCCCCAGACAUGAGGUCCGACAAGCCGUCCCUCUCCUUCGACUAA
This is a messenger RNA of Pestalotiopsis fici W106-1, 1536 nucleotides long. RefSeq lists its product as uncharacterized. The transcript has a single exon. Bases 1 to 1536 code for a protein of 511 amino acids. The record is from RefSeq and is a predicted model, not a curated record. NCBI's taxonomy places the organism in Eukaryota, Fungi, Ascomycota, Sordariomycetes, Amphisphaeriales, Sporocadaceae.